AUGUCGACCACGAUGGAGCUCAACGAGUCUCACAUCCCACUUCUCCAUGGCUUCCUAUCAACCAUAAUAGCCCGCCUUGAGCAGCUUUUGUCUCGUUUCGCUCAGCUCUCUGAACUGAGCGAUAUGGUACCCGAAUCAGACAGGGAGUUGCGCUGGCAGAUGGAUCUCCUCCUUCUCCAUUGCAGCAUGGAACUCUCCUGGUGCGUCCAGACUUACGAAACGUACAAGCAACUUCAGGAUAUGAUCCUACCAUCGUCAUCCACGGUUGCCGGCCUCUGGGCUGAGACGUAUGGGUUGUAG
Molecule: messenger RNA, 300 nt
Organism: Fusarium pseudograminearum CS3096
Lineage: Eukaryota; Fungi; Ascomycota; Sordariomycetes; Hypocreales; Nectriaceae
Exons: 1
Coding region: 1-300 (99 amino acids)
Source: RefSeq, a predicted model, not a curated record